AUGUUUAUGAAAAGCCAUUCCUCUAUAAAAGCUAUUGCAAAGUUCCUGCAAGUAGAAACUCCGACUGCCGAAGUCUACAUACUUGACGCCUAUUGUGCUGGAGCCCCCAUAUCAGUUGAGAAACUUGCAAGUGAAUUGAAUGUUCACAAGCCAUUAAUUGACAGAAUAGCUGGGCAUAUCGAAGAUGGUGUUCCCACCCUAAGACAAAUCAAAGAUGAUCUCGAUGCUGAAGUCUCGUAUAAUCAGAUAAAAGUGGUCUUAGCGGCAAUGAUCCAUGACGAACUUGAUGAACUUAUAUAA
Molecule: messenger RNA, 300 nt
Organism: Paramuricea clavata
Lineage: Eukaryota; Metazoa; Cnidaria; Anthozoa; Malacalcyonacea; Plexauridae
Source: the annotation of a GenBank genome assembly